Molecule: messenger RNA, 1415 nt
Organism: Epinephelus moara (kelp grouper)
Lineage: Eukaryota; Metazoa; Chordata; Actinopteri; Perciformes; Serranidae
Product: protein lifeguard 3-like
Exons: 12
Coding region: 65-1042 (325 amino acids)
Biological process (GO): negative regulation of apoptotic signaling pathway
Cellular component (GO): membrane; endoplasmic reticulum; Golgi apparatus
Source: RefSeq, a predicted model, not a curated record
UCCAAGGAGAGAAAGGACAGGAGGGAACAGUGCUCUCAUCUCAGGCUAAAGCCAGGGUGAGAUCAUGACAUCCAAAACUGAUAACCCUCCAUCCUAUGAGGACGCGCUGCACCAUCCGAAGUAUGGAAACUACCCUCACCAGCCACAACAUGGCUCCCCUCUUCCACCACCUCCAUCUUACAGCCCCAGUCCGGGCAUGUGCCAUGGCCCGCCUGGCUACUGGGGCCAGGAGGGCGUCUACCCGGCAGCUGGGAUGUGGGCAGCCCCUGGCUUCUCUCCAUCUGGGGUGCCCACCACAAUACCGACUCUGUCUGCUGGAGUGCCUGCAUCAAACCAAGGAGACAUGGAUGAUUUUCUGAGCACGCAGUGGGAAAGCACAGCUAUUCGGCAUGCCUUCAUUAAAAAGGUUUACUUAAUUUUAACAGUGCAGCUUGCCGUCACCUUUUCAGUUGUUGCUGUCUUUACGUUUGUUGACCCAGUGAGGCUGUUUGUCAUCAGAUACCCUGGCAUCUACUGGGCAUCUUUUGUGGUUUAUUUUUUGGUUUACUGCAUUCUGGUCUGCUGCAAAGGGCCGAGGAGGCGUUUCCCAUGGAAUCUUGUGCUGCUGGGAGUAUUUACUCUCGCCCUGUCUUACAUGUCUGGAACAAUCUCAAGCUAUUAUGAAACAAAGGCAGUGCUAAUCGCCAUGGGAAUAACAGCAGUAGUUUGCAUAGCUGUUACAGUCUUCUGCUUCCAAACCAAGGUGGACUUCACCUCCUGCGGGGGGUUUCUCUGCAUCGCUUCCGUCGUGCUCUUGAUCAUCGGGAUUGUUACGGCUAUCGUCCUCUCCUUCCAAUAUGUCCCUUGGCUGCAUAUGCUCUACGCUGCAAUUGGAGCCAUCGUUUACACUCUGUUUUUAACAUACAACACCCAGCUUCUUAUUGGAAAUCGGGAGUUGGCGCUCAGCCCAGAGGAGUACAUCUUCGGAGCGCUCUCUCUCUACAUCGACAUUGUUCACAUCUUCCUCUUCAUCCUUCAAGUCAGUGGAGCUGCCACUGAAUAAGCCCCAUAGUAAGAGCACAUCUACUUUGACUUACAGGAUAUUGUGUUUGACGUUAAACAUAAUGCUACACGUACAAAAGUGUGUCAGUUAGGAUGUCUCAUUACUAGCUACAUCACUGUUCAACUUCCAAACUAUUAAUUUAGCUAUGUAUUAAGUUUUUUUUUUACAUCAGUAACACUUGAGCACUUUGAUUUAUUCUUGUGCUGUAUGAAGCAGGGCAGUGAAUGAAGACAUCUUACCUAACUGUGAACGAGGAGAGAAACUCAAACAUAUGUAUGGUUGCUACUUAAUAUUCUGUCUUUCCGUUUUGUUUCAGCAAGUGUUGCUUAAGUAGGUCAUGCAGGCUUCAUGUAGCCAUGAGAGAUUACACUGA